UAUAACUAAAAUCAGAUUUAGAAAAUCCAAACUUACUCAUUAAAUGCAAAGAGGUGACGACCAUUUUAAGAAAAAACUUAAAGCAUAAUUCAUGACCAAGUGAUUAAGUUAUUCUAAAACACACUAUUUUUUUUUUCUUAAAACAUGAAUGAACUUGAAGAAGAUAUGUUGCUUGUAUGUUCAAUUCGACGCCAUGGAUUAGAAAAUUGGGAAAUGGUGGCUACCGAAUUUUCCUCUGCCAUUUUUCGUCGACGACAUAGAAUUCUUAACUUGUCCCCUACAGAAUGUCAGGGCAAGUACGAGGAUUUAAAAAGACGUUUUAAGAGUUGUGAUGCGAUGGAUUUUAAUAAAGAUGAUGAUGAUGAGAUCGAGUUCGUAAAGCUCAUGGAGGAUAAGCUUAUAAAGGCUUAUAUAGUUGCUUUGAAAGAGGACAUGAAACUAAAGGAAGCUUCAAUUCAGAAAACUGCUCUCGGUUUCUACAAAUUGGAAGCAGAACAUAGAAUAGAGUUAACUGAGGAAAAUGGUGAUCAAUCUAUAGACAAAAUAUUGGAGAGUAUGAAUCUUAAUGAAGAUUUUACAAGCAUCCUUCAUGUGUUGAGAUCUCACAAGCAUUGCUGUCUUUUUGAGUCUCGACUUCCCAGUCAGGGAGAACAACAUUAUCACGAUCAAAUUAGGCAACACAUGGAUUUACAAAUUAUUCAAAACAAGUUAGAACAAGAUGUUUAUUCAAACAUGGAAAUUGAAUUCUUCAGAGAUCUCUUGUUGAUGUUCAACAACGCCAUCAUUUAUUUCCCUGAAGAAACUCUUCAACAUUCAGCCGCGGUUGAACUCAAAGCCAUUGUUGUGAAAGCAAUGGGUAAGAAACCCGAAAAACCUGAGAAAACCUUAGUUUGUCGCAAAGUCGUGUCUGGAAAACCUGAAAAAACCUUAGUUUGUCGCAAAGUUGUGUCUGGAAAACCUGAAAAAACCUUAGUGACUGGAUUAGCUGCUGAAGGUAACACAAUGAUACAAGAAAAGUUACCAAAAAGCUGGAGGCCAUAUAAACCGCGUAACAAAGCUCUAGAAGUUGGUGAAUCAUCAAUCAAGAGAAGGAGCGAGAGAGUGAGAAGUAACGCUAAGGAAUUGAAGAACGACCCUGAUUAUACAUGUUACGGUCAUAAAGGAGAAAGGAGAAGAAGGAACAGGAAGAAAUAA
Messenger RNA from Lycium ferocissimum, 1194 nucleotides. RefSeq lists its product as uncharacterized. The record is from RefSeq and is a predicted model, not a curated record. The coding region runs from base 145 to 1194 and encodes 349 amino acids. Gene Ontology annotation, molecular function: protein binding. The transcript has 3 exons. Lineage: Eukaryota; Viridiplantae; Streptophyta; Magnoliopsida; Solanales; Solanaceae.